AUGGCAUCAGGAGCAUUUCGGGGAUUUUUCCCGCUGAGUGCCACGUUGAAGCCAACCGAGCGAUUGAGUACCGUGUAUCUCUCUCCCACAAUUCCGAUUCACGCCCUACGGUCUGCAAUGGGAUCAACGAGAAAUUUGGGGGUUUUGGCAGCAAAGAAGGAUACCGUAUUUGUGGAUGGUCUCAAGAUUGAUGCUAUAACUGGCAGAGACUUCUGGAACCGGCCUGUUCCACAACCGCUAGCUGUUUCCUUAACUCUAGGCGCGGAUCUAAAAGAAGCUGCUGCCACAGACGAUCUCCGUUAUUCUCUGAAUUACGCUGUCGUGUCCAGCAAGGUUCUGGAUCACUUCCGCUCGCAUUCAAAUGUAAAUUUUGGUUCAAUUGAGCGAAUUGCUGAAGAAGCAGUGAGACUGGCACUCGAUGCCUGUGGUACGGAUGUGGCCCGAGUUGGUGUCGAGUCUGAGAAAUCUGAGAUUAGGUGCAGGGCCAUGGAGGUUGAGCUCGAAAGAAGCCUUUCUGAUGGCAAAUUGACGUCUGUGUCUCCAGAUGUAGUGUCAGUUCAUGAUCUACAGUUGUUGACGGUGAUCGGUGUCUUUACGUUUGAACGCUACCAACGGCAAAUCGUGCGGAUCAGCCUCAAAAUGGAGUAUGGAGCUCCUCUCACUUCUAUUAAGGCACGCUAUUUUGAUGCCGUCAAGCAGGUUGUGGACUAUGUGGAAAAUUCCAAUUUCAAGACCGUCGAGGCAUUAGUAUCCAACGUCGCAAGUCUCGUGAUGACAGUGGACCCUAACGUGGACGCUUGCACUGCAGAAGUGACCAAACCCAACGCAAUCCUGGCCUCAGACGGGGUUGGUGUUUCAGUCACGCGUUUGAGGUCUGAAAUUGCACCCGUUAGGGAAAUUGAUACAGCGAACAAAACCAGUGAAACUGGUGCUCACGCUUUUUCAAUCCCCAAUCUCAACAAGUCAACGACUUUCGAUGAAUCCUCAGAUGCAAUCCACAUCGCAUAUUUGGCUUUUGGAUCGAAUCAGGGCAACCAGGUGAAGAAUAUUCAGCAGGCCUUACAAGCUCUGGAAAAACGUGGGGUUGAAGUGCUCAACAGCUCCACUCUAUAUGUUUCAAAACCAAUGUACUAUCUUGAUCAACCAGAUUUUGUCAAUGGAGCAGUCAAGGUCAAAACCACGCUGUCGCCACAUGAACUGCUCCGGACAGUGAAGGCAAUUGAGUAUGAAGAUAUGGGAAGAGUCAAAAAGAUCGAGAAUGGUCCCCGGGCCAUUGAUCUCGACAUUCUUCUUUAUGACGGUACAAUAGUGGACGAUCCAGAUCUCAAGAUCCCCCAUAUUGGAAUUGUUGAUCGGUCUUUUGUACUUGCGCCUCUUUGCGAGCUGGUUGGUCCAGAUGAAAUCCACCCAGUGACGGCUGAGCCCUUUCAUGAUCACUUAGCUCAAAUUUUGAAGAAGGAAGUGGAUCGUUCUGUUCAAACCUCUUCGGACCUUUUGAACGUUGUUCCUAUUCCCCGUCUAGUUGAGAAAUAUGACGGCUCUGGUAAGGGCUCUCUUCAAGGUCUCAGAUUUGACACUUUUGGAAACAGCGGCAAAACGAAGGUGAUGGGCAUUCUCAAUGUUACCCCGGACUCGUUCUCAGAUGGUGGCAGCAACGAUUCUGCAGAAAAGGUUCUAGCGAAAGUUCAAGAAAUGUUUUUAGCUGGGGUGGAGAUCAUUGAUAUUGGAGGAUGUUCCACUCGUCCUGGUUCAGAUCAACCAAGUGAGAAAGAAGAACUGGACCGGGUGAUUCCAGCCGUGAAGCUCAUACGUUCAGAAGCCAAAUACGAUGGGAUCCUAAUCAGCGUGGAUACGUAUCGUUCCCAGGUAGCAAAGCAGAGUCUUGCUGAGGGAGCAGAUAUAAUCAACGAUGUGAGUGGAGGGCUUUUUGACGAGCAAAUGUACUCGGUCGUUGCUGCGGCUGGCGCCCCGUACAUCGUUGGUCAUUUACGCGGUGAUAUUGCGACAAUGGCGAAGCUAAACCAAUAUGGUGAUCUCGUUCAGGAGACUUGUGAUGAGUUGGCAAUACUCGUUGACAGAGCUAUUACGGCUGGAAUCAGAAGAUGGCAGUUGAUGAUCGACCCUGGACUUGGAUUUUCCAAGGCAUCUACUCAGAACCUGGAGAUAAUUCGCCGGACGCCUGAGAUGAAGAAGUAUGGUUCUACAAUUGAGGAUCGGUUCGUGUCUUUUGCCAGGCUGCCUUUUCUACUUGGACCUAGUCGGAAGAAGUUCAUUGGCGAACUAACAGAUGUGAGUGUGGCUAAAGAUCGCGUUGUCGGAUCUGUUGCAGCUGUCAUGGCGUGUAUCAGCUAUGGCUCCGACAUGGUGAGGGUUCAUGAUUUCAAGGAGACGAAGGAGGCAUGUGCAGUAGGAGAUGCUAUUUAUCGGGGUUGA
Molecule: messenger RNA, 2433 nt
Organism: Kuraishia capsulata CBS 1993
Lineage: Eukaryota; Fungi; Ascomycota; Pichiomycetes; Pichiales; Pichiaceae
Exons: 1
Coding region: 1-2433 (810 amino acids)
Biological process (GO): tetrahydrofolate biosynthetic process
Cellular component (GO): mitochondrial envelope
Molecular function (GO): dihydropteroate synthase activity; 2-amino-4-hydroxy-6-hydroxymethyldihydropteridine diphosphokinase activity; dihydroneopterin aldolase activity
Source: RefSeq, a predicted model, not a curated record